AUACAAACAUGCCACCUUUCUUGUUUAUAUAAAUCAAGAACCCACACCCAUUUUCAUAUCUCAUUCUCACUCUUCUCUAUUGAACCAUGGCUUCAGUUGACUCACUCCCAGAGAAAACUCCAUAUCAGAUGGCUAUAGAUGGUGAUCAACCAUCUUCCAAAUACAUGAUCAACAACAACUACACCAAAUUUGGUUCUUUAGAAAUCUCACCUCCUUUUGCUCCGGUGCCCAUCAUUGACAUUGGUUGUUUUGUUUCAUCUUCUAAACAAGAUGAUCAACAAGCUGAGCUAGAUAAACUCAGAUCAGCACUCACCACUUGGGGUUGUUUUCAGGCUGUAAAUCACGGGCUUUCAGAGUCAUUUCUAGACAUCGUUCAACAAGUGAGCAAACAGUUCUUGGAGCUACCCUUGGAGGAAAAGAAAAAAUACUACAGAGAAGCUGGUUCUUCUGAAGGCUAUGGAAACGACGUGACAGUCUCUGAGAGUCAAGUUCAAGAUUGGUGUGAUCGCCUUUUUCUUCUACUUCUCCCCAAAGAUCAAAGAAAACUCCAGUUCUGGCCCGAAAACCCAUCGAAUUUCAGGGAAACCAUCGAUGACUAUACCAUGAAGAUCAAAUCUAUAUCUGUGAUCAUAUUCGAGGCAAUGGCAAAAUCUUUAGAUUUGGAAGAAAAUUGUUUUUCGAAACAAUUUACUGAAGAACAUGAAGUUAUGUCAGCGAGGUUUCUUUUGUACCCACCAUGUCCAACCCCAGAUCAAGUGCUUGGUCUGAAAGCCCAUUCGGAUAAAUCUGGGAUUACUUUUUUAUUACAAGAUCCUGAAGUCGAAGGGCUUCAAGUGUAAGAUGGUAAAUGGUACAUGGUUCCUGUGAUACGCGAUGCCCUUUUCAUUAAUCUUGGAGAUCAAAUGCAGAUCUUGAGUAAUGGGAAUUUCAAGAGUCCGCUUCACAGGGUUGUGACAAACAAGGGGAAGGGGAGAAUAUCCGUGGCUAUGUUUAUAGAACCCGACCCUAACAAAGAGAUUGGCCCGGUGGAUGUUUUGGUUGACGAGAAGACGCCGAGGAUGUACAAGACCGUUAAAAACUAUGCCGUCUUUAAUUAUGAAAGCUUUCAGAAAGGCAUUAAUGUUCCUCUUGAUGAUGUUAAAGUCUAAACAAGCUUCUUGUAGUCUGCAGAAUCUAAUGGACUAUUUUUAGAAUCGGAGAGUAAUAAGAAAUAAUAUGCCAAAAUACAUGUGCCAACAUAAUUUACAUUGCAAC
Helianthus annuus (common sunflower) is the source of this 1254-nucleotide messenger RNA. Its product is annotated as protein SRG1. The record is from RefSeq and is a predicted model, not a curated record. NCBI's taxonomy places the organism in Eukaryota, Viridiplantae, Streptophyta, Magnoliopsida, Asterales, Asteraceae.